CCACUGGCCACAUAUACAUACUUGAGAUUACUAUCAAAGAAUCUGAUCCAACACGUCUUUAAAAUCCAUGAAGAUGAAGACUGGGAAAAUAUUGUUGCUGCUUGUUUGUUUGAAAGCCUUUUGUUAUGCAGUGCAAGCUAGUAAAAGAGGUGAUUCAGAUGGAUGGGAAGGAGAGUUUUUCACUGGCAUUCCCAAAAUUAAAUAUGAGGGGCGUUCUAGUAAGAAUCCACUUGCAUUUAAAUGGUAUAAUGCAGAGGAGGAAGUCCUUGGGAAGAAAAUGAAGGACUGGUUUAGAUUUAGUGUUGCAUUUUGGCAUACAUUUAGAGGAACAGGAGGUGAUCCAUUUGGUGCACCAACCAAAAAUUGGCCUUGGGAAGAUGGCACCAAUUCAUUAAAAAUGGCCAAAAGAAGAAUGAGAGCAAACUUUGAGUUCAUAGACAAACUUGGGGUUGAUUUUUGGUGCUUCCAUGACAGGGAUAUAGCCCCUGAUGGACAAACUUUAGAGGAAGCUAAUGAAAAUUUGGAUGAAGUGGUGGCUCUUGCUAAAGACCUUCAAUCUAAGAGCAACAAGAAAGUUUUAUGGGGAACGGCUCAAUUAUUCAUGCAUUCUCGCUAUAUGCAUGGUGGUGCUACUAGUUCUGAAUUACAAGUGUAUGCAUAUGCUGCUGCUCAAGUGAAGAAAGCCAUGGAGGUGACACAUUAUUUGGGAGGAGAAAAUUAUGUUUUUUGGGGUGGUCGUGAAGGUUACCAGUCUCUUUUGAACACAGAUAUGGAACGAGAGCUUAAUCAUUUAGGUACAUUUCUUCAUGCUGCUGUUAGACACAAAAAGAAGAUUGGAUUUAAUGGGACACUAUUGAUUGAACCCAAGCCACAAGAACCUACUAAACACCAGUAUGAUUGGGAUGCGGCAACCACAGCUAAUUUCUUACGAAAAUAUGGACUUACUGAGGAAUUCAAACUCAACAUAGAGUGCAACCAUGCCACGCUUUCUGGUCACAGUUGUCAUCAUGAGAUUGAAACUGCAAGGAUCAAUGGGAUGCUGGGUAAUAUUGAUGCAAACACUGGCGACCCUCAAGUUGGUUGGGACACAGAUCAAUUUCUCAUUGAUAUUCCAGAGGCAACCAUGAUUAUGCUUAGCGUCAUCAAAAACGGAGGAAUUGCACCAGGUGGAUUCAACUUCGAUGCUAAAUUGCGGAGAGAAAGCACAGAUGUUGAAGACUUAUUCAUAGCUCACAUUGUUGGAAUGGACACAAUGGCUCGUGGCCUCAAGAAUGCUGCUAAGUUAAUUGAGGAUGGUUCCCUUGCUGAGCUUGUUAGAAAGCGAUACCAGAGUUUUGACACUAAGCUUGGUGCUCAGAUAGAGAAUGGUGAAGCUGACUUUGAAUUACUUGAGAAGAAAGUCAAAGAAAUGGAUGAGCCUAAAGUAGCUUCUGCCAAACAGGAGCUAGCGGAGCUUAUCUUCCAAUCUGCCAUGUAGAAAUAGCAUCUGCCAUUUUUAUUGUGUGGCUGCUGUUUUGCUUAGUAGUUUAGAAUUACAAUUGGCUCGCAAAUGC
This is a messenger RNA of Arachis duranensis, 1553 nucleotides long. RefSeq names its product xylose isomerase. Gene Ontology annotation, molecular function: xylose isomerase activity. The record is from RefSeq and is a predicted model, not a curated record. The transcript is spliced from 21 exons. Lineage: Eukaryota; Viridiplantae; Streptophyta; Magnoliopsida; Fabales; Fabaceae. Gene Ontology annotation, biological process: carbohydrate metabolic process. Bases 68 to 1477 code for a protein of 469 amino acids.